ACUUUAACCUUCGACCUCCACAGCUGAAAGGUCAGUUUCAAGGCCGCCAUUUUGAUUCAUCGGAUGAUCACAGGCAAGAUUCCUUUGUUUCCAGUUUGGCCAUUUAUAAGAAAAGUCUACGCAUUAGCAGUCAAUCUGCACCAUAGACCGAAAUGGACGAAAGAAACAGCGAGAUUGCUAUGGACGAUUACCAAGCUGUGCACUCAAGGGACGACACAAACAACAGCGAGAAAUUAGAAACGGCAAGGCAGCAGAACAAGGAAUGGAACAUUCCAUACGAGGAAACGUGCGGAGUAGAAUCUGACCAUCCUCACACACAGGAACAUACAGAGCAAGCGGACCCUCUCCCGGUGAAACGUACUGUGGAUAAACGGUUUGCGUGUACGGAAUGUGACUAUAGGGCAGACUUUAGGUCCCACCUAUUGAUACACAAAAGAAAACAUACAGGUGAAAAACCCUAUCAAUGUGACCAGUGUGACUAUUGUGCUACACAGAAAGGACAUUUAGACAAACACAUGACUAAACACACGGGAGAAAAAAACUAUAAAUGUGAUGAGUGUGACUAUGCUACUGCACGAAAAGGACAUUUAGAACAACACAUGACUAAACACACCGGAGAAAAACCCUUCAUGUGUGGAGAGUGCGGAUACAGGACGGCUAACAGGUUUUCCUUAACCAUACACAUGAGAACACAUACAGGUGUGAAACCCUAUAAAUGUGACCAGUGCGACUAUUCUGCUGCAGAGAAACCCAGUUUAGACCGACACAUGACUAGACACACCGGAGAGAAACCCUACAUGUGUGGAGAGUGUGGAUACAGAACUGCUCACAAGAGUGACUUAACCGCGCACAUGAGAACACAUACAGGUUUGAAACCUUAUAAGUGUGAUCAGUGCGGUUAUUCUGCUGCACUGAAAAGAAAUUUAGACAAACACAUGUAUAGACACACCGGCGAAAAACCCUACAUGUGUGGAGAGUGCGGAUUCAGGACGGCUAACAGGUCUUACUUAACCGAACAUAUGAGAACACAUACAGGUGAGAAACCCUAUAAAUGCAACCUGUGUGACUAUUCUGCAGCACGGAAAGGACAGUUAGACCGACACAUAACUAAACAUAGUGAAGAAAACCCCUAUAAAUGUGACCAAUGCGUCUAUUCUGCCGCAAUGAAUGGCAGUUUAGAUCAACACAAGGCUAAACACAACAAACCCUUCAUGUGUGGGGAGUGUGGAUACAGGACUGCUAACAGGUCUCACCUAUCCGUGCAUAUGAGAACACAUACAGGUGUGAGACCCUAUAAAUGCGACCUGUGUGACUAUUCUGCUAAAAAGAAAGGCCAAUUAGACGACCACAUGGCUAGACACACCGGCGAAAAGCCCUACAUGUGUGGGGAGUGCGGAUACAGGACGGCUAAUAGGUCUUACUUGACCGUACACAUGAGAACACAUACAGGUGUGAAACCUUAUAAAUGCGACCUGUGUGACUAUUCUGCUGCACGGAAAAGCAACUUAGACCGACACACGGUACGACACACCGGAGAGAAACCCUUCAUGUGUGGUGAGUGCGGAUUCAGGACGGCUUACAAGUCUUCCUUAACCAUACACAUGAGAUCACACACAGGCGAGAAACCUUAUAAGUGCGAUCUGUGUGAUUAUUCUGCUGCAAUGAAAAAUUUAGAGGAACACAUGGCUACACACACCGGAGAAAAACCCUUCAUGUGUGGAGAAUGCGGAUAUGGAACUGCUCGCAAGUCUGACUUAUCUCGACAUAUGACAACACAUACAGGCGAGAAACCUUACAAGUGUGACCAGUGCGACUAUUCUGUCACAGAUAAAAGGUGUUUAAAGAAACACAUGGCCACACACACUUCUUAAACAGUUCACAUUUCAGAUACUGGACGGUUGAACAACAACAGUUUGUUGCACAAGGUCGAACAGAUCACUGGGAAACCCUACAUGUUGGGGAUCCGGAUUGCGGUUUCACAGGGAUAGACCCUACAGUUAGCGGCAGCUACAGACUAAGCCUUCUAUCGUGUAUUUUAAAUCGUUGUGGUUAUGCUCUCAAGUUUCAGUUUUGCAAGUUUCUUCAACGUUCAGAUCCUACCUAGACAUACAGUUCAUGUUUUUUGCAUGUCACAGUCUGACGGCAACACAUGUUCACAGUAAACGGCAUAAUACAUAUAAGAGAUACUGUUAUUCUAGGUCAUAAUGCUACCUCAACUAAGUGUAUAUCAAUAUAACACUGUACUCAUUGAUUUGGUGCUGAUGUUUCAUACAUUAUAUCAAACGUUCUUAGAUUAUCUUCAUUCCGAGUAUUAUAAGUAGCGGUAGCAUGACUAGUACUCGUGGUACAUGUAAUAUAUUAUGAUGAAAUACAUUAUAUUAAUUUACAUGAUUU
Messenger RNA from Branchiostoma floridae (Florida lancelet), 2394 nucleotides. RefSeq names its product zinc finger protein 845-like. Gene Ontology annotation, molecular function: DNA-binding transcription factor activity, RNA polymerase II-specific; RNA polymerase II transcription regulatory region sequence-specific DNA binding. The record is from RefSeq and is a predicted model, not a curated record. Gene Ontology annotation, biological process: regulation of transcription by RNA polymerase II. NCBI's taxonomy places the organism in Eukaryota, Metazoa, Chordata, Leptocardii, Amphioxiformes, Branchiostomatidae. The transcript is spliced from 2 exons. Gene Ontology annotation, cellular component: nucleus. The coding region runs from base 153 to 1871 and encodes 572 amino acids.